AUGGAAUCAACGCGACCCGAUCGAACUACAUCAGCACACACAAGAAAGAAGGGGUGGAAAAUACGACGCGACAAGAAGAAUGAACAAAUAAAGCAAGCGUGCUCGUCAGCGUACUAUGUUGCACCAAACGAAUUCCAGGUUUAUCACAUUGACAAAGAAACAUCAGAAACAACUAUUGAUUAUCUAAUCGAAGCAGCACAUCAAACAAAUGCUGUUACUGUCGACACAGAUUUGCCAUUGGACGACGAUGAACCCGAUGUGUUGAUAAUCAACGUUCCAAAGUACGAGGUCAAUUCAUUCAUCCAUUCCAUUAACACCAGCGCUUAUCGGGAUCCCAACAAUCCUUGGUCGCUUCAGAAAGCAAUUGCUGUCACUUUUGGAACGUUCCUUGAUAAACGGUUACCAUUAAGUCGAUGGGCAUGUGGGCUCGAUCCGGAAUUACAAACAUGGAUGACAUAUGAGCUGAUAGGUCAAGAUGGAUGGAAUAAACAACAGGUCGAAAGCUAUGAAGCGGCGUUUGAACAAUUAAUUAGACGAUCAACAACUGCAGAACCGACAACAAUUAAAUCGGUCGAUGUCCUGGUGGAUCAUGUUCCAGAUGAUCUACUAGUCUCGACAGAUGUUUUGGCUGCUCAAGUUCUGAAUGAUCGGUCGAUCUUCACAAAAACCACAACCACACGGACAUGGAAACACAAGACACUGCACCGAACAGAACGCGAUCGCAAACGACGAAGUCAUAAAACAAGUAUCAAAAUGCGCCGUAAACGCUACACAUAUGAAGUAAUAAGAGACAUAUUUGAACGGUUUUCAAUUAGCAGCGUCAAAUCCGUAUUACGGUGGUUGAGAAUUAAAUGGGUCAACGUUCAUCUCGUUCGCCAUCGCAUGUUUCUUGGUUUGAAAGAUGAUGCAACACGCAUACAGUAUGAACAACGCCUAAGAGAUGAAUUCUUUACAGAAAAUCAUUAUCGAGCGUUGUAUCGAGUAUCAUGA
Didymodactylos carnosus is the source of this 990-nucleotide messenger RNA. The record is from the annotation of a GenBank genome assembly. NCBI's taxonomy places the organism in Eukaryota, Metazoa, Rotifera, Eurotatoria, Philodinida, Philodinidae.